AUGGAUGUAAGGGAUUCGGCCGAAGGCGGCCCGGUCAUGAGCCAGCUCCAGCUUGUCAACAGGCUGAGCGAGAGCCGGAGUCCCUAUGUGCGGGGCCAUAUGCACAAUCCUGUUGCAUGGCAGAUGUGGGGCCCCGAGGCCCUUGAGUUGGCGAGAAAGACAAACAGGCUGCUGUUUGUGAGCAUUGGAUAUGCUGCCUGUCACUGGUGCCAUGUCAUGGAGCGCGAGUCCUUCGAGAACCCGGAAAUCGCAAACAUCCUCAACAAAAACUUCAUCCCCAUAAAAGUUGAUCGCGAGGAGCGUCCCGAUGUCGACCGCAUAUACAUGAACUAUGUGCAGGCCACUACUGGCUCCGGAGGCUGGCCACUCAACGUCUUUAUCACUCCGGAUCUCGAGCCCAUCUUCGGUGGCACAUACUGGCCCGGGCCUGGCUCUACCACGGUUCUGGGCGACCACCCUUCGUUCCUGGAAAUAUUGGACAGGAUCAAGGAUGUCUGGCAGACCCAACGCCAAAGAUGUCUGGAGUCUGCGAAGGAGGUCACGGCUCAGUUGCGCGAGUUUGCCCAGGAAGGUACCAUCAGUAAGAAUGGCGAGGGCGUUGUUGGAGACAGCUUGGAUUUGGAAUUGCUGGAAGAGGCAUACACGCACUUUGCCAACAAGUACGACAAGCAGAAUGCCGGCUUCGGGAAGGCACCUAAAUUUCCAACUCCGGCUAACCUGUCGUUCCUCCUGCGUCUUGAGCAAUAUCCUGAAGCCGUGGAGCAUGUUGUUGGCGACAAGGAAUGCGCGCAGGCAAAAGAUAUGGCUGUCGAGACCCUUCGAAGGAUGACUCAUGGAGGCAUCCAUGAUCAGGUCGGUAAUGGCUUCGCUCGGUACUCGGUAACACAGGACUGGAGUCUACCUCACUUCGAGAAGAUGCUCUACGACCAGGCCCAACUCCUCACGGCCUAUCUAGAUGCGUACUUCGUCACCAAGGACCCUGAGCUGCUCGGUGCCGCUCACGACAUCGCAACAUAUCUCACGAGCCCUCCGCUUCAGUCCAAGGAUGGUGGAUUUUUCUCUUCCGAAGAUGCGGACUCACUGUACCGUUCCAAUGACAAGGAGAAGCGUGAGGGGGCUUUCUACGUGUGGACCAGGAAGGAGUUCAAGACCAUCUUGGGGGAAAAGGAUGCGGAAGUGUGCUGCAGGUACUUUAACGUCCGCGAAAACGGCAACGUCAGUCCUGAGCAUGAUGCUCACGACGAACUCAUCAACCAGAACGUCUUGGCAAUCAGCUCCACACCAGAAGCUCUUGCAAAGGAGUUUGGCUUGUCAAAAGACGAAGUUACCAGGAUUCUCGAAAGCGGAAGGAGUAGGCUGCUAGAGCACAGGAACAAGGAGCGGCCUCGUCCAAGCUUGGACGAUAAGAUCGUAGUCGCCUGGAACGGUCUUGCUAUCGGCGCUCUUGCACGGUUCAGCGCGUUUCUGGAUGCGACCGGUUCGGACAAGGCUAUCGUCUAUCGCCAGGCCGCAGAGAAGGCAGUGCACUUCAUCAAAUCAACACUGUACAGCUCUACCGAUGCCUCGCUCAAGCGCAUAUACCGUCAGGGUCCUGGAGACGCGCCCGCCUUUGCGGAUGACUAUGCGUUCCUUAUUUCCGGUCUAAUCGACCUCUACGAAGCUACUUUCGACGACUCCUACCUCGAGUUCGCCGACCAACUACAGCACACGCAAAUAAAGUGCUUUUGGGACUCGAUGUCUGGAGGUUUCUUUUCUACCGCAGAAGGACAGAGCGAUCUCAUCCUACGUCUGAAGGAUGGCAUGGACAACGCCGAGCCCAGCACGAACGGCAUCUCCGCCGCCAACUUAUACCGCCUCGGCGCUUUGCUUGAGGACGCGGACUAUGUGAAGCGCGCUAAGGAAACAUGUGGAGCUUUCGAGGCAGAGAUCCUGCAACAUCCCUUCCUGUUCCCGAGCAUGCUCGGCGGCAUAGUGGCUCUGAGGCUGGGCGUAAAGAGCAUUGUCGUAACUGGCAAGGGCGAAAAUGUUGAGAAGGCCAUCAAGAAGGCGAGGAGCGGGAUUUCCACCAACACGACAGUGGCGCGAUUGGGUGAGGGGGUCAAAAGCGAGUGGUUGCGCAAGAGGAACGAGGUGUUCAAGCAUCUUGAUGUGAAGGCGCCGCGUGUACAGGUGUGUGAGGGCGGUGUCUGCAAAGAUGAGUUGGACAUGUCAGACAUGGGUAAGGCGCUGCCCGAUGUCAAGUGA
Molecule: messenger RNA, 2244 nt
Organism: Diplodia corticola
Lineage: Eukaryota; Fungi; Ascomycota; Dothideomycetes; Botryosphaeriales; Botryosphaeriaceae
Exons: 4
Coding region: 1-2244 (747 amino acids)
Biological process (GO): carbohydrate metabolic process
Source: RefSeq, a predicted model, not a curated record